Molecule: messenger RNA, 2361 nt
Organism: Leptosia nina
Lineage: Eukaryota; Metazoa; Arthropoda; Insecta; Lepidoptera; Pieridae
Source: the annotation of a GenBank genome assembly
AUGCGCGAGAGUCCGUUUUUGAAGCUGGAACGCUUAUUAGCCGGUGCAGCUACAUUGCGGUUGGAGGAAGCGUGUGCAAUACGGGGCAUUAGAAAGUGUAAUGUAUGGUGCGGGGCGAUGUUGUCAGUCAGCAAGCCGGUGUCGCUAGUCCAACAGAAGAAGGAGCAGUGGGCGAGAGAGAGAGAAGAAAUGUCACAUCUCUAUUUACCAUGGGGUUCCGGUGAGCGAUACACAAAUCGCUUGUCCGUACGGAACCAGUUUGCAAGUUCACUUGAAUUGAACAAGUCGUACGAAUAUUCGGAGUCCUUGCAGCGUCAACGGAGCCCUAGCCUACCGCCAAUUCACAACCUCGAGAUCAAGACUAUUGAGAAGAGACCGAAGGAAGUUUUAAAUAGAAACAUACCUAGUGCUAAGAGGUUUUCCUUCUACGACGAAGACGCGGAAGGGGAUACUUCUGGAUACGGCAGUGAGACUUUGAACCACAUGACCACGAGAAACCAGAACGGAACUUUACGUGACGCUAAACAUCUAGGUCCGGACGUUGUAGUCGCGUGGCAACAAAAUGAAAGGGAUAUAAGUAAAAAGCCAAGUGAAAGGUUAGCUAUGCCUGACGGGGCCUGGUCUGCUAGGAGUUCUGGGGCUGACGAGGGUCGCCCACGUUGGGGUGAUCGUGGUGUCGCUACUGGUCGUCUUUGGGAACCCACAGCUCCUACAGCGCGACUACCUCAGAUGCCGAACCAGAAUAAAGGUACUCCAGCUUGGGUGGAGCGUGGCCUAAAUAUGAUUGAUAGUGCAUCCGAUAUGAUAGUUAUAGAUCAAAGGAGCUCCGCCAAUUCCGGAUUAGAUUUUGAUAAAUCUUCGUACAACGGCAGCGAUGAAGGAAGAACACACCUCAGAGGACAAAAUGUUCCAAUAGAACCAGAAAUUAAAGCCCAAAGAGAGACUAAGAGACUAAAAGCCCUUGAAUUACAAAAUGUUAUACUUACUCAGCUAGAAGAACGCGAGAAACGUAAACAAGAAGAAAGGGAACAGAGAUUAAGAGAAGAGCGGUUAGAGGAGUUACGAAUACAAAGACAGCAAGAAGAGGAUAGAAUUAGACUCGAGGAAGAGAAACGCCGUAGUGAAGAAAAACAAAAGCAAGAACAACGUAAAUUAGAUGCACUGAAAAGAGCUCUGGAAGACGCCGAGAAAAAAGCAAAACAAGAAAAAGAGAGGAGGUUUCAAUGUCAUAAACCCGCUAUUGUUUCUAAUGAGGUCAAAACGAAUGUUGAAGAAAAUAAAUCACACGAUUCAAUUCGAUGUAGCCCUACAAAAGUCGUAAGUCCAACCAAAACUAGCAGAACAUACGACGUACACUCAUCUCACAGCUACAAAAAGGACUGUGGGUCACAACCAACUUCUACCUACAAUUCGCCGAGAUCUGUAAAUGGUAAUUUAAACUUAUUUAUACACAAUGUUCCACCAAUAAAAAUAGCAGAUAACCAAUUCAACAUCGUUCCAAUAGGGAUUACAGGCAAUGGUGAAAUUAUACACGGGCAAGGGAACACUAUACAAUUAGCUGUUUUAGUACCACAAAAUCCUAAUAAUCACUGCUACAGUGUAUCUGUUAAUUCAAAUGAAAGCUCCGAAGUGGGAAAGGUACUAACGCCACGAAAAUACCGUGAAACAAAGACUAAGGACGCCGCGACACAAACCGACAGUGUUGAUAUUGUUAAAAUUAAAGAUGAAGUGAAAGAUGUUAAUGAUAGAUUUCUUGACAAAGAAUAUUCGAACAUUGAUGAAAACGCUCCUCAAGAAAGUAAUAGAAACACACUGAAAAAAGACAGACGAUUGCGAUCCGAGGAGAGAUUUAAAAAAGACAUAGAAAAUCGUCCGAAAUGGGGUGCUAACAGACCACAAGCGCAGUACAAAAAGCAAAGUGAGAAAGAUCCCUUCUAUACGCAAAAGAGGAAAUUGCGUCACAAAUAUAGAUCGCAGGCGCGACAGUAUAUGUCACAAUCUAGCGAAGACAGUCGAUCACCGAGUCCACCAACAAGGUCUGAUAAGAAUUCCGAAUCUAGUCUAAAACAACGUAAUUCAUUGAGUCAAUCCUACUGGAGAAACAAACGCAACUCUCAAGACGCGUCAAUAAUUAACAACGAGGCGGAGUGUGAAAUCAACGUUCCUGAAUUUAUUUCCCUAUCUCAAAUUACUAAAAAUGAAAAAUACGAGCACAAAUCCACUAAAUCGUCUCCAACGAAACGGAUAACGCUCUCACAGAAAUUCAUAAACGACAAAUACGGAAGAAGGCUGUGGCAGGAAGAUUCAAACGACAGACAUUCUAAAUACAUCGAAACGGAAUUACCUAAGAAAAUAUUGUAG